CGUCACCCAUAUUCGGGUGACAUAGCAGUCAAAUAAAAUGCGCGUGGUAGUCAACGUGUUAACGUAGAUUGGACGCAAAGUUUGUUACCUAGCAACGGUAACCAUUGUUGACCACCUCCAGCAGAGUACACCCGUAAUCUUGGCAUUGUUACCUCAUCGUUACCUUACCACGCGUUGUUAUCAUUAAACUCGGUGGAGUUUCACGCCAAAUAUACACUUACAUACGUCGUAUCGAGUAUACGCCAGAUCUGAUGGAGAUUUCGUAAUCGAAAUGUCAAACGUCACCUAUAACGAGCUCUGGAAAAGCACUCAGUCCGCUCUGCAAGAAAUAAUUCGAGCAGACACGAUUUUGCAAAGCUCGGAACCGCACAAAGACCGAAAAAAAGCUCACUACGACGUGGCGGAUCUUUACGUGAGAUAUGUCGUUAUUUGCAACAAUCUUAACGAGUGCUACGACCAAAUCGUCCAGCCCCAAAAAAGACUCGUUAUUAGAAAGCUCCUAGACUCGACUUUAGGCAGAGCCGUUGAGUUAAAACACGAGCUCGUCGAGAUCGACCUUUCCGAGUAUAAUUACUACGACGAUGUACUCCUCAAAUAUAACAUAUUACCCCAGGAGGCUGAGAUACAAGUGCCAACGUAUUUCCUACGAGAACGCGAGAAGGAGAUAGCCGAAAGAAGGAAGUUCAUACAAGACACCCUGAGGAAUUUGGGAACUCUCGAGGAAAAGCCUAUUCCGAAAAUAAUGACCGAAGCUGAAGCCAUUCGGAUGAUACAGAAAAACGAACGAGCUCGACAAGGUCGCAUGAGAUUUCAAUUCAUGAAGGAAAUUUGCGAGAUAAAGGAUAGAUCCAUAAUGAAAUCGGAGCCAGCAGGAAGUGACAAAGCCAGUGGAACGGCGGCGAUUUUAAAAAUCCAAAAAGUCUGGAGAGGAUACAUGGCAAGGCGUGAAGUGAAAAAGAGACGCAUCGAGGAGAUGUUUCUGAUAGGUAUGCUCCAGCCGAGUCAAGUUAUCACGGAAAGUGUGAGGCAAAUUGAACAAACCAAGCUGCGGAGACACGAGAAACAGCUGAUGUUUCAAGAGUGCUAUGAGAAACUUGUGGUCGAAACGGAAUCGAGGAUUCGCAGCGAAAAAACAGCCCUCAUCGAGGAGAAACUUAGAACGGAUAUUCGAAAUUGGAUCAAGAACUGUUUUGAGCGAACUGGAAAGAUCCCGGAUCUACCAUCAGCUGAGAGCGGUGGAUCUCGAUUGAUAUUUAGUCGACAGGACUCGGAUAGCAACUUGAGCAGGUCCAGUGAGGUAUCGUCGAAGAAAUCUAAAAAAUCGAAAUCAAAGGACGAGGAGUCGGAGCAAUCGGAAGAGGAGUCCGAUCCAGGAUUCAAGCCCAUCCCCUCGAAUUUCCUGGCAGAAAUUAUACAGGCUGAUCAGGAAUAUCAGGAUACGUGGAAAGAUAAGGACGAGUCGAUGAAUUUCGCGCAGGAGCCAUACCUCGAUAUGAUCGAAGACGAGAAGACGAAACUCGUAGUAGAUGAAGUUCGGGUUGUGGUGGACGAGGCGAUGAGAGAGGAUAUCGAGGCUUUACAGAUCGCCUUAGACAGAGACAUGGGAAUAAAAGGUAAACGCCAGAAACCGCCAGCGAAGAAGGUGCGUCGAAGCGGUAAGAAGAACAAGAAAAAAAAGGAAAAAGACCUUACACCGGAUAGAUCAACGGAAUCGCUCCUGGAAGAACUCCUAGAGAAUGGAAUAGUCAAGUUUCACCCUGAGAUUCGAUUGAGUAGCUUUAAAGGCGAAAAGUCUUACGCCAACUUCGAUCUUCGGGAAGCAGAUAAAGACCCGCUUCCGAGUCUAGGAGAUAUCAAACAGGUGAUAACCGAAUAUUGCAUUAUUCCUCUCGGCAACGAAACCAUCAGAGAGCUCACUCCUUUGGUGAGAUCUGUCCUGAUAACAGGACCACAGGGCAGUGGGAAAAAAAUGUUGGUAAACGCAAUCUGCACCGAGCUGGGGGCCACAUUGUUCGAUUUGACUCCUGCAAACAUUGCUGGGAAAUAUCCUGGAAAGCCUGGCCUCAUUAUGCUGAUGCAUUUAAUAUCAAAGGUCUCCCGAUUACUGCAACCUUCGGUGAUAUUCAUGGAUGGAGCGGAAAAGCCUUUCGUAAAGAAGGUACCUAAGACGGACAAGACAGACCCGAAACGACUGAAGAAGGAUUUGAUUAAAUUUGUGAAGAGCAUCAUGAACGACGACCGAAUUAUCGUAAUCGGUACCUCGAGUGCUCCAUGGGAUGCGGACCAAAAGCUUUUGUUUCAAACCUAUGACAAAAUUAUUUACGUUCCCAGACCAGACUACGGUACCAUGUCCCUGAUCUGGCGAGAUCUGCUAUUCAAGUACGCAGGAAUUAGCAGGCAGUUUGACAUUUCGUCAAUGACCAGAGCCUGCGAUGGAUAUACCAUUGGAAAAGUGUUGGAGGCUAUUAACGAGGUAUAUUGACUUGCUAGCCGUCUCAUGGCAAUUAUGACCACAAAGAGGAUGGUCCAGCUGAGAGUCCAACCGCUUACGCACGGAGAACUGGUGAAUGCCUUGAGCUUGAGAGAUCCAGUUUAUCGCGAGGAGGAAGACACGUUUUUGGCUUGGUUGACUAAAACCCCUAUGGCGAAGAAGAAGCAAAGAGCGAUAGAACUGGAGUUGCAGAGGCUCGAAGAAGAAAUGGAAAAAUUGAAGGCAUCCGGAAAGAAGUAAAGGCGAUAAAAAUGUCUACUAUAAUUAACGUCAAGGGAGUUGUUGGUGCAAUCCUUGCUCGAUGAAGAAUGAGUUCCGGGAGCGCAAAAAUGAAUUCAAUGAUUUUCCAUAUCAUUGUCUAAACGGAGUCACGAUUCUGUCAUGCAUCGGUCAGCUGAAUUCAAUCUAAUCGAUGUGUCUAUAUUUAUUUAAACUUUGCCCUCCAAUCAACCAAUUCGCACGUGGUCGGGAUAAGCGUGUCUGCCGCUGAUGCAGAUAUAGGUCCAUGUGCGGAUGAAAUUUCAAAGCUGAGAGCAGCACAGAUUCCACGAGAAAGCUUUGCACUGCGAUAUGCAAAUGGAAUAAUAGAAAGAGACAUUUAAUAAUUUUCAGGUUUAAAAUUCCCGAUUUCGACCGUCAGCAUGAUUUGAGUGUCCUUUGAGUCCUUUUGCAGUGAAAUUACGUCAACAUGAGUCCGACAAAAGGAAUAAAAUAAAGCGAGUAACGUCAAGCGUUGCAGAUUUCCAACAAUACAUAAAGAGAUUAUCAGACGUUUUGACCGGGUCAUAGCGGU
Molecule: messenger RNA, 3284 nt
Organism: Orussus abietinus
Lineage: Eukaryota; Metazoa; Arthropoda; Insecta; Hymenoptera; Orussidae
Product: IQ and AAA domain-containing protein 1
Exons: 10
Molecular function (GO): ATP hydrolysis activity; protein binding; ATP binding
Source: RefSeq, a predicted model, not a curated record